Messenger RNA from Rhodamnia argentea, 1009 nucleotides. RefSeq names its product protein DOWNSTREAM OF FLC-like. Lineage: Eukaryota; Viridiplantae; Streptophyta; Magnoliopsida; Myrtales; Myrtaceae. The coding region runs from base 298 to 789 and encodes 163 amino acids. The record is from RefSeq and is a predicted model, not a curated record. The transcript is spliced from 2 exons.
UAAAGGAGAAAGCUCAUGAGUCCAACUGGAAAUUAACAAUUAAUGACGACUUAACAAAAGGAAGAAGGAAACGGAGUCUCGCCGCAAGAUGUGCAAAAGUCUCCCUACGUCUGCAUGUGAUUUGGAUCGAAUGCAAGCAUAAUACAAACGACACAGCGACUAUAUCUAGCAUCUCCUUUCUGCACCAAACUCUCUUGCUUCCCCAUCGUCUUCUUCUUCUUCUUCUUCUUAUUACUCUCUCUCUCUCUCUCUCUCCAGAUUUGUGAGACAUUGCCAUUACUGUGUUAAGACCAAGUAAUGGGGAGAUCAAUGCUGGUGUUGUUGCUGGGCGUUUGUGUGAUGUUGCCUUGUCUUGUCAGCGCAAGUUACACGCAAAGAAGGCCCUUCUAUAUCCAAGGCAAGGCGUAUUGCGACACUUGCCGUUUUGGCUUUGAGACCCCCGCUUCCACCCCAAUUGAAGGCGCAAUAGUGAGGGUCCAAUGCAUGGACAGCACCGGCACCCAUCUCGCCUACAGCGUCGACACGGAGACCGACGCCGAUGGAAAAUGGGAGAUCACCGUCGAGGACGACCACGACGACCAGCUAUGCAACGCCGUCCUGGUGAGCAGCCCGAAACCGGGGUGCCAGACGGUGGACGCUGGGCGCGGCAAGGCAACGCUGAUCCUCACCCGCAGCAACGGAGCCAUCUCCAGCAGGCACUACGCCAAUUCCAUGGGAUGCCUGAAGGACGAGCCGCUCGCCGAGUGUGCGGAGUUGCGCGCUCGCUAUCAGCUCGAUUCUGAUGAGUAGAUCGCGUGGACAACUUUAUUCUUUCCCCGUUUUUCUUCCUUAGUUUGCAUGAAUAGGCAGGGAGGGCAAUAGAAGAAGGAAGCAGAAUAAUCUUCUUGUUUGUUCUCUUUCUCAGUUUUAAGGUCAUCUCGUUGCAACCACAAUAACAUGAAUCUUAAAUUCGUGACUGUUCGGAAACCACGUAUUUCUUUUAACGAGCAUUUACGUGUUUGUGGCUGAA